Molecule: messenger RNA, 987 nt
Organism: Rotaria socialis
Lineage: Eukaryota; Metazoa; Rotifera; Eurotatoria; Philodinida; Philodinidae
Source: the annotation of a GenBank genome assembly
AUGAUCAAAUAUCUAGUGCCUAUUUCGUUCAGUCUUGUUCUAUGGCCAAUCGACUGUCAAACAGUUCGAACAAAUAGAAUGAAAAAUAGUCAAGAAACUUGUUUUGGUUCUCAUGGCCGAACAAAUUCUACUCAUCAUUUACAGAUAUGUUAUUUUUAUGAUCUACGGAGUCCAUUGACUCUUAUUUGGUUUACUAUUGAAAAACGUCUAAGUGAUAUUUUCGAUGCCUAUCGAUUUAUUCUACGAACGACUGAUGGUGUCGUACAAUCGAAUGAAAUCAUUCAAAUAUUGACUAAUUUUACAGAACUUAUUGAUUAUAAUAACAGCUUACGUAUAUUUAAUCUUAACUCAGGUGUAUAUGAAGUCUGCAUUGAACUUUAUAUGAAUUCGACAAGAUUUAUUUAUCAACCACGUGAUGGUUGUGCGCCUAUACGUACAGGCAAGCUAUCGCCUGAACCGUUAAAAGCAAAUUCAAUGCCGUUACUUGUUGCAUUGGCCAGUGGCAUAGUCAUGUUUUUUAUUCUUGGCCUUGUCGUUCAAUGGGUACAAGCGAGAUAUCGUAGACAACAUCAGCACGAUGAUAAACCGCGCGCUCGAUCGUCCAGUGGUCUUUCGACAACAUCUUUAAAACAAAAGCGAGAUCGUCUUUUGAGUUUAUUUCAUCGUCGCAUUGAUAAACCAAAUGCAUCAUGGAUGCGACAAUGGGCACGUGCUGUUGCAUUUCGACAUCGUAUUUCAACACAACAAAAACUUUUUAAAAGAACAGAUUCAUCUCAAAACACGAACGAAUAUUUACGGACAACGAUAGACACAAUACGAGCUAGACCAGAGAAGCAUUCUCGCCAUCGAAGGUUAUCUUCCGAGGCAACAAUAUCGACAGAUCGUAUUUAUACAAUCUCUGAUAAAGUUCAUCAUCAUGUGUUACCAGGAAAUUUUUUAUUUAACUUAUCGGUAACAGAAGAAAACGAAAUAACAUCAUCAAAAUGA